Molecule: messenger RNA, 1318 nt
Organism: Rhodofomes roseus
Lineage: Eukaryota; Fungi; Basidiomycota; Agaricomycetes; Polyporales; Fomitopsidaceae
Exons: 5
Coding region: 459-869 (136 amino acids)
Biological process (GO): protein depalmitoylation
Cellular component (GO): cytoplasm
Molecular function (GO): carboxylic ester hydrolase activity; palmitoyl-(protein) hydrolase activity
Source: RefSeq, a predicted model, not a curated record
CACCCUUCCACGCUCUCCCCGACGUCGUCCGCCUUGUUCGUCACCAAUAAACCACUCGACCCGCUCUACAGCGGCAUCAUCGGGCGCGCUAUUUCCCCCAGCUCGUCCAUCUACCCGAGCGCACGACUCUCAGCCCUUGACACUCGCGCUGACGACCCUCCUCAAAAUCUUCCUCGCCUAGACUGCCUCUCGACACGUCAAGACUCCAUCGCAAAGUUGCGUUCGCGUUCCCUCUACCGACGUGCUCUCACCUACGCGCAGCUCGCACGCCGACAGGUCGACACUUCGCAGCCCUGCACCUGCGCCGCGUCCCCGCCACUCGCUCGAUCCGCCGCUCCGAGAUCGUGCAACACUACACCGCACGAAGACCGCGUGAGCGCACCAUCGGAUAACCUGGAGAAUGCGACAAUGAUGAGCAAUACGAGCAUGGCAUACCUGCACGCGAGAAGCACACGGUGAUGCUCGUCUUCGUGCAUGGACUGGGCGACUCCGGCCAUAGCUGGCAGCGCAUCGCAGCCUCGUUCAACCGGGAUUCUACUGUGCAGCACAGAGUCGAGUACAUCUUCCCGCACGCGCCGGUCAUGGCGAUCACAGCGAAGUUUUGCAUGCGCAUGCCCGCAUGGUACGACGUGCUCACAUUCAUAUCAACGGCGCCGGAGGACAACGACGAUUUUGGGAUGUUGCGCUGGAUCGCGUCCCUCGGUGCGCUCGGCACGGCGAUGACGCUCCUCACGGGGCUGUCUAGUGAGCGCAAACUGGGCGGCCUAAUCGUGUUGAGCAGGAGGCUGAGACUCGGGGAAAAAAGUCAAGCUGUUGCUACCAGCGCGAAAUAUCACGACGCCGGUGUGCGGGGGACAUGGCAGGAAUGACCCACUGGUGUCCCCGACCAGGAGCUAGAUGACGUGAAGGCGUGGGUGAAGCGGUGUUGCCUGGACCUGCCCGCGAUGCUUGUGUGUCGGCAUCAGGAGACAUCACCGGGUCGCUGGUAUGCUAAGUAUUCAGCAACGCAACAGAAGACGAACGGGCCUACGCAUACGUACAGCACGACGACCCGCCCGCUUGCACUGUCUCGCCGGGCUCGUACAUCCACCCAUCUACUCGCCCAGUAGCCACCUGCUCAUGGGCGCGUGGACCCGCAGUACCCGCAGGUGACCCGGCUGCGGUGGGUCUGUACCCGGGCGAGGCCUCAGCCUCAGAUACUGAUAAGGGUACAGUAGCUACGAGCCCACUAUAAUGUUGAUGUACGCCGCGUGUCAUAUAAAUCACCUGUCACAUCCAUUAGCAGUCAGAAAUUAGAAUGUCAGUCAUCAGCACUUCA